AUGGUUCAACACUUUGUCAAGCAGAUGCAGUUAGAAUUUGAGAUGAGCCUUGUUGGUGAGCUAACAGAUUUUCUUGGUCUACAAAUCAAACAAAUGGAAGACUCCAUUUUUCUAUCUCAGAGUAAAUAUGCCAAGAAUAUCAUGAAGAAACUUGGGAUGGAGAAUGCAAGUCACAAGAGAACACCUGCUCCCACUCAUCUAAAACUGUCUAGGGAUGAGAAAGGUGUAAAUGUUGAUCAAAGUCUCUACAGAAGUAUGAUAGGUAGUCUGCUAUAUCUCACAGCCAGCAGACCUGACAUUACCUUUGUUCUAGGAGUAUGUGCUAGAUAUCAAGCUAAACCCAAAGUCAGUCAUAUCAAUCAAGUAAAGAGGAUAUUGAAGUAUGUGAAUGGUACAAGCAAUUAUGGUAUGUUAUAUUCUCACGGAUCUUGCUCUUUAUUAGUUGGAUAUUGUGAUGAUGAUUGGGCUGGAAUUGCUGAUGAUAGGAAGAGUACUUCAGGAGGAUGUUUCUUUCUGGGGACUAAUCUCUUAUCCUGGUUCAUUAAAAAGAAAAAUUGUGUAUCUCUAUCCACUGCUGAGGCUGAAUAUAUUGCUGCAGGAAGCAGUUGUUCCUAG
Molecule: messenger RNA, 615 nt
Organism: Vicia villosa (hairy vetch)
Lineage: Eukaryota; Viridiplantae; Streptophyta; Magnoliopsida; Fabales; Fabaceae
Exons: 1
Coding region: 1-615 (204 amino acids)
Source: RefSeq, a predicted model, not a curated record